This is a messenger RNA of Diaporthe citri, 1752 nucleotides long. RefSeq lists its product as uncharacterized. Bases 1 to 1752 code for a protein of 583 amino acids. The transcript has a single exon. The record is from RefSeq and is a predicted model, not a curated record. NCBI's taxonomy places the organism in Eukaryota, Fungi, Ascomycota, Sordariomycetes, Diaporthales, Diaporthaceae.
AUGAGUUAUCGCAUGGUUUCUUGGGACUCUGUGGACCAACAGGACUCGUCGCCUCUCUUCAGCCGUAUUCCUGCCGAAAUUCGUACUCUGAUCUUCAAAUUCACACUCGCUGAGUUUACUUUACCGGCACUGGACCGCCCCAUCAGACACGACUUCUUUGCCCGUGAUGACCAUGAGAAGCUCGACGAUGAGCCAGAUAUGGAAGGUGGUCUAGUUGGCCACGCAGGUGACCGGGAAUCACACGAAAGUGGCGUCCAAACGCUCAAUAACGAGGAUGGUCCAGCGCCAGCGGUCCAGGGACUUCCAGCUUCCGCCCUUGUCCGUCUCCAAGAGUUACUCUCCAGCUGGGACUGGUUCCGGCCUGGCUACACAGGGCAGCGGAAAAUUCAUACAGACUUGCUCAGGACUUGUCGACGCGUCUACCUGGAGACCUACUAUCUUCCAUCGCAAGGGAGCAAGAUUUUCUACAACGCAAGAGGGCCAAGAUGGUGCCCACAGUCCCCAAGUCAAUAUGUCUCUGUACUUGCCCCGGGAGCCGCUCGACACAUUCAAAACCUGCAAAUAUUCCCGCAGAUGUGGUGGCUCGAGCGAGACCUCGUGGAUAUAGUGACUGGCAUAUUCAGUGCCAACUCACGUCGUCACGGACCCCAUUUGGUGCCGGUAAGCAACCCACGACUGCAGCCGACAAUUCACCCACCUUUCCGUGGUCCUCUACCUGUUGCUCCGCACAUACGGCCUCUUCAACUUCCUCCUGUCAGCGCCUAUCCUCCAGGCUUUGUAGGGUCGUCGCUUUGGACGGAGUUCCCACCAAUACGGGAUCCUCCAGAAGCCGAACGAAUCCGCCCCUGGCGCCUAACAGAGCACAUCACCAGUCUCCGCAUAUAUCUGCGCCGCACAGAUUGGUGGAACUGGGAGGGAAACGCGCCACUGGUCAUCAGCCCCUUCAACUCAAGUCCGGAUCGGCCCACGCAUCAACAGAUGCAGCAAAGCAUGCGUGCUUUACAGAAUGCCGACCGAAUGCUGGCGCCGCACCUGCGGUCCUCGUCGCCGAGCACAAUCCCACAUUGGAGCUGCUGGGGUCUCCUCUUCCUGCGGAUGCCCAAGCUCAAGACCCUGACUAUCGAAUUCGAGACGUCGGAGGACAAGAAGAGCGAGAUGGAUACCAUCGUGAGCUGGGCCCACCAGCACUGGCGAUUUCCCGUGCUACGGCGGUUAUCUGGUGACGAUCGCGACCCGUACACAUUUGAUCACCUCCAAAGAUGUCACAAUCAGCGCCCGGUCGACCUCUCGCCAUGGUCACAGGACCUGGACGUCUUGUCUGCGGCGGACGAGCCGGUGCAGAAAACCAGCUGGCGCGGCCUGCCCCAUCACUUUGCCGGGCAGUGCCCUACCUGCAGCACCCGAUGGAACAAUCAAAGUGGGACGGCUGACUGUGCGGAGUGCACAAAAAUGCAUAAGCUGAAGGGUCUCAAGAAGGGCCCGCAGCUGCUCGUGUGGACAGUGAAUUGGAAGCGGAAGGUGCCUCCUAGGGACCCAGAGCCGGAAACGAAUGCCGCCGGUGAAAGUAGCCGGGAGCCAGGCGGACAGGCUCCGCCGUGGAGGGCGCCUGAUGGACGACAGGACGGCGCGGGGCCCAGCAGUCCGGCGGGCACGGAGAGCCAUGUGUUGGAAAUGCUCCCCGAGGACGCGCAGUACCGUACCCGUCGCCGAAGGGAGCUGGACGAGCUAAUGAGUAGGGAGGUGACAUUCUAG